ACAGCUUUCCCCAGACAAGGCAGCAGACCACAGUUUUUCGGUUUCUCACAGGCUUUAAUUGUUAGCUUCCCAGGCCAGGAUGAAGUCACUCCACUUUUGCUUCCUCUUCUGUUGCUGGAAAGCAAUCUGCUGCAAUAGCUGUGAGCUGACCAACAUCACCAUCACGGUGGAGAAAGAGGAAUGCGGCUUCUGCAUAAGCAUAAACACCACGUGGUGUGCGGGCUACUGCUAUACCCGGGAUCUGGUGUACAAGGACCCAGCCAGGCCCAACAUUCAGAAAACAUGCACUUUCAAGGAGCUGGUGUACGAGACGGUGAAGGUGCCCGGCUGUGCUCACCAUGCAGACUCCCUGUAUACGUACCCAGUAGCCACUGAAUGUCACUGUGGCAAGUGUGACAGUGACAGCACUGACUGCACCGUGCGAGGCCUGGGGCCCAGCUACUGCUCCUUCAGUGAAAUGAAAGAAUAAAGUACAGUGGAUAUUUUGAGUUGCCCACCCUUGUCCUGAAGGACCAAGAUAUCCAAGAAGUCUGUGUGUGUACAAUGUACCCAGGCUGCAGACCACCGUGGGAGACCCCACUGACCCCUGUCCUCCGGCAGAGGGGGAGCUCCAGGAACGGAGAGUGCUGGGGCCUGGGGCCUGUCACUACUCAACCCUGUGUUCUAGGUCUGGUUCCAUAAGUUUUAUUCAGUCUUACUUAACUCACAGACACGUGGGUGC
This is a messenger RNA of Vicugna pacos (alpaca), 721 nucleotides long. It is a transcript of the gene FSHB, whose product is annotated as follicle stimulating hormone subunit beta. The record is from RefSeq and is a predicted model, not a curated record. Gene Ontology annotation, molecular function: follicle-stimulating hormone activity. Gene Ontology annotation, biological process: follicle-stimulating hormone signaling pathway. Lineage: Eukaryota; Metazoa; Chordata; Mammalia; Artiodactyla; Camelidae. Gene Ontology annotation, cellular component: extracellular region; cytoplasm.